AUGGAGGUUGAAAUAAUUUUCAAAAGCUUCGUUACACCCUCUUCACCAAUGCCAACUCACCUUAAAACCUACAAAAUCUCUCUACUUGAUCAAUUCCAACCAUCUCUCCAUCUCACCCUCUUCACCGACACCAACCCACCUCAAAACCAAUUUGAACCGUCUGGCUAUUUUUCCACCAUUCUUUUCUAUCAAAAUUCUCAAGAAACUAGUGUCUCAGUGUUGUUAAAGCAAUCCUUAUCUGAAACUUUAUCUCGAUUUUACCCACUUGCUGGUAAAGUUAAAGACAGACUUUCCAUUGAUUGUAAUGACGAAGGUGUAUGUUAUAUAGAAGCUACAUCUAACAUUCCAUUAUCUCAAUAUCUCGCUCAACCUGAUCUAGCAUCACUCAAAAAAUUGAUGCCAAAUGCAACUCGUGAAUGUGAACUUCCUUCUGGAUCUCAUGUUGCUUUAAUCCAAGAAACCACCUUCGCAUGCGGCGGCUUUACCAUUGCUGUACAUGUUUCUCACGUGGUGUGCGAUGGAGCUAGUUUGUUUUUGUUUUUAAAAGAUUGGGCCGCUGCUGCGUGUAAAUCAACUGUUAAACACCCUUAUUUGGAUGGAGAAUCCAUUUUUCCGCAAUACGCUGCAUUUCCAGCAGAGGCAAGUAAUCUAAAUACAUUUGUCUCUUUUGCUAAAGAAGGCAAGCAUAUUACAAAGAGGAUUGUGUUUAAGGAAUCUGCCAUUGCCAAUCUUAAAGCAAAAGCAAGUUCGAACAAUAUUAAUUAUCCUACUCGCAUUGAGGUGGUCACUGCAAUUCUCAGCAAAUGUCUUAUGGCUUCUUUCAAAAAUAAAACAGGCAUCGAUAAACCACUUGCAAUAACCCAUGUUGUGAAUUUGAGACAAAAAGGGGAGCCGCCAUUACCAGAAAAUUUACUGGGGAACUAUAUAAGUGUUGUUGGUGCAGCAUUCGCUGCGGAGGAAGAGUUCAGUGAAUUAGUGAGUCGAAUAAGAGAAGCAAUAAGAAAUGUGGGUACUGAUUUUCUGAAGAAAAUACAAAAUGGAGGUGAAGUUGGAUUCUUCAAGUAUUAUGAAGCAAUGAAGGAGGUUAGGAAUUCACUUACUAACCCCGUAUUUGAGAGUGGAGAAAUGGAGUUGGCUCCGUUUAGCAGUUGGUGUAACUUUGGUAUAUAUGAUAUUGAUUUUGGUUGGGGAAAGCCGAUAUGGGCAGCCUGUGCUGUGCCAUUUGUUCAUAAUUCAGAUAUACUAAUUAUUUUAAUGGAUACAAGAACAUAUAAAGGAGUAGAAGCGUGGGUGUAUAUGAAAGAAGAUGACCUUGAUUUCUUGACGAAAGACACAGAGCUUCUUCAAUAUGCUUCCAUUGAUCCAUCUCCAGUUUCUUAUUAAUUCUCAUCCAUAUUCAGAAUAAUGUGUUUUUAAA
Molecule: messenger RNA, 1417 nt
Organism: Jatropha curcas
Lineage: Eukaryota; Viridiplantae; Streptophyta; Magnoliopsida; Malpighiales; Euphorbiaceae
Source: RefSeq, a predicted model, not a curated record